AUGACCACUGGCCAUUUCGUUUCUUUCCGGACGGAUUUAAUUUCUUUUGCACGAAAGCAGGAGUGCAACCAGAGGUCACCAUGGCUGUUUUGCACCAGUGCCCCCUGGCGAAGAGCUGGAUGCUGUGGCUGGUGCUGCUCCACGCAGCCUGGGCUGGGGAGCGGCCAGCUCCACUAUUCUGUGCCGGAGGAGUCCCAGCACGGCGCCUUUGUGGGCCGCAUCGCCCAGGACCUGGGCCUGGAGCUGGAGGAGCUCACGUCCCACGCGUUCCGGAUGGUGUCACAAGGCCAUGGAGACUACUUCAAGGUGAAUGUACAGAAUGGGAUUCUAUUUGUGAAUUCCCGGAUAGACCGGGAGGAGCUGUGUGGCAAGACUACUGUCUGUGCGAUUCAUCUGGAGGUGUUCCUGGACCAACCCAUGAGAGUCUUCCAUGUUGAGGUAGAGAUCAAGGACAUCAAUGACAAUGCUCCUGCAUUCAGAGCAGCUGAGCAGAAGUUGACUGUUUAUGAGUCUACUCUUCCAGAGACAUCCUUUCCACUGGAGGGAGCCUUUGAUGAUGACAUAGGUGCAAACACUGACCUCAGCUACAAAAUCAGCCCAAACGAAUAUUUCUCCUUGCAUGUUCAGAACAACGAGAAGCAUGGUGAGUCUUUAUUUCUUGUGUUAAGGAGACCUCUUGAUAGAGAGGUAACCCACAUGUAUCACCUCUUACUUACAGCCACAGAUGCAGGCAAACCAGAGCAAACCGGCACUGCAGAGCUGAUCAUCAGUGUGCUGGAUGCGAAUGACAAUGCCCCAGUUUUUAAUCAGUCAGUGUAUAAAGUAAAAGUCUCUGAAAACGAGAAAAAAGGAACGUUAAUCAUCAGUCUCAGUGCAACAGAUCUUGAUGAGGGAAUUAACAAAGACAUCGCAUAUUCAAUUCAAAGUGUUAAUCCAAGCAGUUUAGGUGCAUUGUUUCACUUGGAUGCAAACAGUGGACAGAUCAGAUUAAAUGGUGAACUUGAUUUUGAAAGCAUUAAGCUAGGAGAAAUUGGGGUGGAGGCAACUGACAAAGGUACACCACCAAUGAAAGGGCACUGCAAAGUCCUUGUUGAGGUCUUGGAUGUGAAUGACAAUGCUCCGGAGGUGUCUGUCUCCUCCCUGUCGGUGCCGGUGCCAGAGGACUCCCCGCCAGGGACAGUGGUGGCCCUGAUCAGCGUCUCAGACAGAGACUUUGGUGCCAACGGGCAGGUGAGCUGCUCCCUGUGGCCUCCAGGACUGCCUUUCCAGCUAGUCUCCAACUUCAGGAAUUAUUAUUCCCUGGUGCUGGCUGAGCCCCUGGACCGGGAGCGGGUGGCGGAGUAUGAGGUGGCAGUGAUGGCACAAGACCAAGGGGCCCCGUCACUGUCCGCGAGCAGCAGCCUAGCCGUGCCCAUCAGCGACGUCAACGACAACGCCCCGGCCUUUGCCCAGCCCUCCUACGCGGUCUUCGUGCGGGAGAACAACCCGCCCGGCGCCCACAUCUUCACGGUGUCCGCCUCGGACCCGGACCUGGCCGAGAACGCCCUGCUCAGCUACUGGAUGGACGAGAAGCUCUGGCCGCUGGCCAGCUACGUCUCGGUGCACUCGGAGAGCGGGAAGCUCUACGCCCUGCAGUCUCUGGACUACGAGGAGCUGAAGCUGCUGGAGUUCCAGGUGAGCGCCAGGGACGCCGGGCUGCCCUCCCUGUGCGGCAACGUGACCAUCCAGGUCUUCGUGGUGGACGAGAACGACAACGCGCCUGCCGUGAUGCAGGAAGCCCCCACCUUGCUAGUCGUCCCCUUGGCAGCCGGGCACGUGGUGGGCAAAGUCCGUGCCCUGGACGCGGACUCCGGCUACAACGCCUGGCUGCGCUAUGAGCUGCUCGAGGCUGCCAGUGGCCCCUGGCAUGUGGGGCGGCACAGUGGGGAGAUCAAAACCACACGUGCCCUGGAGGAAGCAGAGGGUGGCGGCAGCCAGAGCCUGCUUGUCUUGGUGCAGGAUCACGGCGAGCUGGCUCGGUCGGCCACAGCCACGUUCAGCGUGUCCCUGGUGGCGAGGGCCCAGGCUGGCCACCCCGACGCACUGCUCCCCCGGCUGGGGGCGAACCCCAGGCCCCUGGCGGACAGUUCCCAAGUCUACCUGAUCAUUGCAAUCUGCUCAGUGUCCAGCCUGUUCCUGCUGUCUGUGAUUGCCUACGCGGCCCUGCGAUGCCCAUGCCGGCCCAAGGGGGGAGUCGUGUACGGCCCCGGCACUGCCACCUUGGUCUGUGCCAGCGAGGUGGGCAGCUGGUCCUACUCCAACCGCCACAGCCACCUCCUGGCAGCUGCCACUGGUGAGGCAGGGGCCAAGACCGACCUCAUGGUCUUCAGCCCCAACAUUCCUCUCUUCGCAGAGAACGGUGAAGUGCAGAAGGGGAACGAGCUGAUUCCCAGUGCAUCCGGGCAGCCCCCGCCCGGGCCAGCCAGCCCCUGCCACGCCGAUCGCUGGAGGAGCCCUGGAACAGGUGCCCGCCAGGCCGUGCUCCGGAGCCAGCCUGUCCAGAGGGGAGGCGAGGCGAUGGCGCCCCCAGGCAAGCCCGGUUCCGACCCGAUCUGUGCGGGCGCCGAUGCAGCCGAGCGCUUCAUGGGCCGGGCUGCGGCGGGCGCGGGCGCGGCAGGGGACGGCCGAGCAGGGGCCGCGUCCUCGUCCCUCGGGCGCGUGUCUGACGGCGACCGCGGCGGGGCGCGCCGAUCGAUCCGGCUGCAGCGGGCGGCUCCCGGCCCGCCGCCGCCGCCGCGCCGCGCCGCGCCCCGCGCGGGGUAUGCGCUGCGCUGCUGA
Molecule: messenger RNA, 2817 nt
Organism: Varanus komodoensis (Komodo dragon)
Lineage: Eukaryota; Metazoa; Chordata; Lepidosauria; Squamata; Varanidae
Product: protocadherin alpha-5-like
Biological process (GO): homophilic cell-cell adhesion
Cellular component (GO): plasma membrane
Molecular function (GO): calcium ion binding
Source: RefSeq, a predicted model, not a curated record